GUACUAAACAGUUCUGCAUACACUUCUAGUGCAAUGUUUGAAACUAAGCGUCCCUGCCAGCUGUGGUAUGCAUGCAGGCAGGGAUAGUAAGAAACAAAUUGAUUUGUGCAGGGGGAACGACCAAUCAGCACUGCAACAGCUGAUUCGUAACUGAUCCUGCAAAGUCAGUUUGGACCAACAAGUAGUUUACACUUAAGGGUUUAGGCUUAAAGAAAAAUCCAAGUCUAUGUCUAAAGACCUAGGAAUUCAAACAUGACAAGCCAAUAGGAGGCUUCCUUUUAAUAGUAACAAAAAAAACUGAAUAGCUAAGAAUCAAGACUGAGGGGGGAAAAAACCUUGCUCGAGUUAUUAUAAAUUAGUAAAAUAAGUGUUGUUUAAGUGACAGAGGAGCAACAGAAAACAAGGGUCUUUAUUCUGGUGUCCUUGUUUUUAAAUUGAGCUUCUUCACAUUAAGGAGAGACAGGCUCGGGAAAAACCACACAGGUCCCACAGUACCUCUACGAAGCAGGCAUUGGUCGGCAGGGCAUCAUUGCGGUCACUCAGCCUCGGCGUGUGGCUGCUAUCUCGCUGGCGGGACGAGUGGCUGAGGAAAAGAGAACUCAUCUUGGAAAACUGGUGGGCUACACGGUACGAUUCGAGGACGUGACAUCCCUGGAAACCAAGCUGAAGUUCAUGACUGAUGGCAUGCUGCUGAGAGAGGCGAUCGGAGACCCCCUGCUUUUGCGCUACACGGUUGUGAUCCUGGAUGAAGCUCACGAGCGAACCGUCCACACUGAUGUCCUCUUUGGCGUGGUCAAGAUUGCUCAGCGCAAACGCAAAGAGCAGAGUAAGAUCCCUCUGAAGGUCAUCGUGAUGUCCGCCACCAUGGACGUGGAUCUGUUCUCUCAGUAUUUUAAUAAGGCUCCUGUGUUGUACCUGGAGGGUCGGCAGCACCCGAUUCAGAUCUAUUAUACCAAGCAGCCGCAGUCUGAUUACUUACAUGCAGCGCUGGUGUCUAUCUUUCAGAUUCACCAGGAAGCUCCUCUGUCCCAUGACAUCCUGGUGUUCAUGACUGGGCAGGAGGAGAUUGAAGCGCUGGCUCGUACGUGUCGAGACAUUGCUAAACACCUGCCUGAAACCUGCGGGCCCAUGAUUGUGAUCCCGCUGUACGCAUCACUUCCUCCUGCCCAGCAACUCAGGGUCUUUCAUCCUACACCUAAGGGUUGCCGAAAGGUCAUCCUGUCAACCAACAUCGCCGAGACAUCCAUAACUAUUUCUGGAAUUAAAUACGUCAUUGAUACAGGAAUGGUGAAGGCAAAGCGGUAUAACCCAGACAGCGGUCUGGAGGUGUUAGCCGUGCAGCGGGUCUCCAAAGCGCAGGCCUGGCAGCGGGCAGGCAGGGCAGGGAGAGAGGACUCCGGCUCCUGUUACCGCCUCUACACUGAAGAUGAGUUUGACAACCUCGCAAACAUGACCGUACCUGAAAUACAACGAUGUAAUCUGGCUGGUGUCAUACUCCAGCUGUUGGCUCUGGGUAUUCCCGAUGUCCUCAAAUUUGACUUCAUGUCCAAGCCAUCACCUGAGUCGAUGCGGAUGGCCGUGGAGCAGCUGGAUCUCCUCGGAGCUGUGGAGAGGAAGGAUGAUCAUGUUUUCCUCACUACUCUGGGCAAGAAGAUGGCCUGCUUUCCCCUGGAACCUCGAUUUGCUAAAACCAUCCUGAUUUCUCCAGACUUUUCCUGUACUGAGGAGAUUCUGACCAUCGUGUCUCUGCUCUCCGUGGACUCCGUGCUCUACAACCCUCCUGCCCGUCGAGACGAGGUGCUUGCCGUGCGCAAAAAAUUCAUCUCCAGCGAAGGAGACCACGUGACCCUGUUGAACAUCUACAGGGCCUUCAAGAAAGUUAGCGGAAAUAAGGAGUGGUGUAGGGAGAACUUUGUAAACAGCAGAAACAUGGGACUGGUUGCUGAAGUCCGAGCUCAGCUGAGGGACAUUUGCCUUAAGCUUGGACUGAAGCUAGAAUCCUCGCUGUCCGAACUGGCUAACGUGCGGCGCUGCCUGGCACACGGCAUGUUCGCCAAUGCCGCUGAGCUACAGCCAGACGGCACCUAUAUGGCUCUGGACACCCACCAGACUGUCGCCAUCCACCCGUCCUCCGUCCUUUUCCAGGCCAAGCCGGCCUACGUGGUGUUCAACGAGCUCCUGCAUACGUCGCGCUGCUACAUGCGGGACCUGUGCCUGGUGGACGCCGACUGGCUACAGGAAACUGCGCCGGAGUAUUUCCGGCGUAAACUCCACACAGUGAAGAGCUAGUAAAACUCCGGGGUGCUUUCUCAAGUUUAACAGCAGAUGGCAUGAACAUCCUGACUAUGUUGGAAUCUAUAGAGUAGUAGGUCAGCUUGACUGGGCUUGAAGAUGCUUCGCUGUUCAUCCGAGAAGCUUUGUAUUUAUUUUGUUCUGCUGAUGUUAUAAGUGAGGACAUUGGACCGGAUGUUUGGGGGGUUUGACGAUUUGUCCAAGAUAUCAGAAAUCCUGAUUCAUUCAGCUACAUGAUGACCGGCGAGUCGGUCACCUUCCACUUGUUUUCUCCUCUAAAGCCCAACCGUUGGACGACGGAUAAGGCAACGCUGAACGUACUUCUCUUUAUAGAGCAGAAAACAUGGAGUUUUCCUAAAAAAAAAAAAAAAAAAAAAAAUAGUUUUGCUGUUCUUUGUACAAAUGAUGCAUUUUGCACACCACCCUCCAAUAACUUUUGACUAAUUUGUGGCUUCUCCAGUGGUUUGAUACUGGAAGCUUUUUUUUCUACUUGCCUGUUUCUACAACCAGUUUAGUCGGAUGCAUAAUAGUUGAGCUUACUUUAAGAAUUACGAAUGCUUGCAUGUUUCCUUUAACGACAUCGCGGCCUCGGCUCGUGACGUGCCUCCUGAGCGGCAGUACUGUUUCUGAAACUAGUUUGCUGACCCGUAUGUUCAUGAGCAGAGGCCCACAUGUUGACUUGGUGUUUAACCACGGCCUUAAUUCCAUGUCUCGUAUUACAUCUCGACGCCCAGUUUCAGACCAUUUUAAACUUUUGUUUUUAUACUGAAUCUGUUAUACGGCCAUUUAUCAUCAAUGGGGUGUGAAACACCUCCGGAUCUUUUUAGACGAUCAACGGCUAACACCUGGUUUAUGUCUAAUGAAAAAUUUAAUUUCAGGACGCAGUUGCUUUGUACACUUUAUAGAAUAUGACCGUGUCCGUAUGCAUACGUUGGUAGUUUUUAAAGGAAAGAAAUGAUGGAUGAGAAAAUCAGUGUUCUACUAGGGGUGUAAAGAUCAGGCUUCCACAUGAUACAGUUUAGGUUUAUAGGGCAAUGAUUUGACUGCAUCUGCUAGAAUACGAUUUGUUACAUCGAUUUAAUUUCGUCCGAUCGAUACGUAUGUUUAAAACGUAAUCAUUUUAUGAUCGUUGCAUUGAUUUUAUUUCAACAUUGCAUUGUAAGUCGAUAAAUUGUCCACACUUAUGUGAAUCGGUUUGGAUGGAUUUGGCGGAAGCGGUUUUGUAACUAAAAAAAAAUCCAAAGACUUGUAUGCUCUAGCUUUCAGAAAGUCAGAGCGCUGAAACCUUUCUCAAGACCACAUCCUUUGUUUCAGCCCCUUUUCCCACUCAAAAGCCUCAUAAAAUUGCAAUCAUCUGCUCAGCAUAGUGUUGUAGUGCCAAAGAGACCAGAGUUUCUCCUUGAAGCAGAUUUUAUUCUUGCUGUCAACUUUGUUCUCUCGAUCUGAGCAUCACUCUUGCUAAGCUAUGCAUGCCUUUGUAUAUAAUUUGUAUAUCAUUUAAGUUCUAUCUUGGCACGAUAUACCUGCUACAGAUUGUUACACAUUACAAGUGCUUUCUCGGUCGAUAUGCUAUGCAUGAUGUAAUAUUAACACAGAAUAAGUCCACUCAGGUUUCUCUGGAAUGCUGAAUAUACCUCAGAUAUAUAUUUAGUGUGUGUGUAUAUAUAUAAUAUAUAGUUAUGAAAACAUUAAAAGAUUUUGUUUAUUGUG
This is a messenger RNA of Tachysurus fulvidraco (yellow catfish), 4002 nucleotides long. RefSeq names its product DEAH (Asp-Glu-Ala-His) box polypeptide 33 (gene dhx33). Lineage: Eukaryota; Metazoa; Chordata; Actinopteri; Siluriformes; Bagridae. Bases 673 to 2289 code for a protein of 538 amino acids. Gene Ontology annotation, molecular function: RNA binding; ATP binding. The record is from RefSeq and is a predicted model, not a curated record. Gene Ontology annotation, cellular component: nucleolus; intracellular anatomical structure. The transcript has 12 exons. Gene Ontology annotation, biological process: positive regulation of transcription by RNA polymerase I.